Messenger RNA from Prunus persica (peach), 1096 nucleotides. Its product is annotated as chromosome partition protein Smc-like. Bases 1 to 1074 code for a protein of 357 amino acids. Lineage: Eukaryota; Viridiplantae; Streptophyta; Magnoliopsida; Rosales; Rosaceae. The transcript has 2 exons. The record is from RefSeq and is a predicted model, not a curated record.
AUGGCACAACUUUUGGGUCUUUUAAAGACGAAGGAGACGAAAAAUGGAAAAUUUAGCCUCAGGUCUGAAAGGACAGAGUUGAAGCAGAGCAAUCUCGCCCUGCAGUGGAAGGGCCUUUUGGGUCACAUUGACACCCGAUUCCAAAAGCUCCAGGACGAGUUCGACUCGGAACGUAACUCGCUCCAGACCCGGUUCCAAGAGCUCCAAGACCAGUUUGACUUGGAACAGAACUCGCCACAGGCCCGAUACCAGGAGCUUGAGGACCGCGAGAAGGAAUUGGAAGAGAAAGUUUUCAGCUUUCACUCGAAAAUGGAAUCCAAAGCCCAGGAAUUACAUGGAAUUGAGAGAUUGACAGAAGAGAGAAUAAAAGAGGUUGAUGUUACAGAGAAACGACUAGUGGAAGUUGAGAAAUUGGUUAAAGAGAAGGAGACGAAGUGUGAUUUGAUCCAAAAAAGCAUCGAAGAGGGCACUGAGAAAUUGUGUUGGGUUCGUAAAAGUUUGGAAGAGAGGUCCAAAGAGCUUGAGAUUAAGGAGGAGGAAGUGACAGGGGCUCAAGGAGUGUUGAACGCUUUUCGUGAGGAUAUUGAAUUGAACCGGAGGCAACUAAAUGCGAUUAGGGGGUCUGUUGAGAAGGAGAAGAACGUGUUGGUUUUGAAACAAGAGGGGGUUAAAGCAGCGGGUAAAUCUCUUGAAGAAUGUCACAAAGAAAUUAAACUGAAAAAGGAGAGACUUUGUCUGAUUCAGAAAGUAAUGGUGCAAUGCUCUAAUUCACUCCAAUCUAGAGAGAAAACAAUCAGGGAAAUGGAGUUGAAGGUGAAAGAUUAUGGUUUGCUUAAGAAAUCCAUGGAGGAAUGGUCCUGUAAACUUGAAUCGAAGGAGAGGGAACUUGAAGGAUGGGUUGAGAAGUUUGAAUUAAGAAACAAACAAGUUGAGUCAAAAUUUGAGGAACUCAAUUUGAUUCAUAACAGGGCUAAUGAAUACCUCAAUGAGGUUGAGGUGCAAGUAAAUCAUUUUGAUUCACUCACGCCAAAAACAUUUGGAUUCAGAAGCACUAGAACAUUCCCAUGGACUUGAAAUGAAAGAGAGGCAACUUGAA